Messenger RNA from Amoebophrya sp. A25, 2091 nucleotides. NCBI's taxonomy places the organism in Eukaryota, Dinophyceae, Syndiniales, Amoebophryaceae. The record is from the annotation of a GenBank genome assembly.
AUGCGCUGUGUGAUGCCGACCCCAUUGCACACCGAUAUGCCGUUUGUCUCGACGUCGGUGGUAACGUCGCAUUAAGCUUGGAAACUUUUUGACUUGUGGUUGUGAUGGAACGUAAGUACUUACUUUUUUUUAUUGAACACUACAGUUUCUUUAUCGUGAACUACACGAAUUCAAAUUCUAACUUAGCGAUUUCUAUCCCUCCGACGAGAUCUGUCCUCGAAGUUUUGACAGUGGAGAAACGAUACAGACAAAAACGGAGAAUCCGACAGCGUACGCGCUCUUUUUCGAUGCAAAGAAAUGCAGGGUCUUCUUCACUAGCGACACUACUAUGUACACUCAUUUCGUACCAGUAAACCAUCAUGGGAGAGUGUUAUAUGGGAAGUUAUGGCGCUCGAAGAUGGGUUUAACUUUAAUGUAAGUUUUUCCGACAGAGUGUAGCCGACCUUUCAUCAAUGAAACUACGGGGUGACGCUACUGUGUAGUUGCAAUCGCUCAAAUUGUCGCCCCCACUAUCCUCGUGAUAAAGAACUCACCUUAUCAUGCUUCUCCCCCUCUAAUCAAAUACGCCGGACGUUACUUCCAUGAUGAUGCUGAGCGUGCGCAAUGGCUUGCUGCUGUCCUCAAGUACCGCGUUAUGAGGCCAGAUUCUCCUUGGGCUCACCUUUCCACAGAAGGCAAAGAGUGGCUGGAGGCGCAUGGGGUCGAAGUACCCGACUCGAUUCCGACAAAGCCUGGCAUCGAAUUGAUACAUGAUUAUGGGUGUCGUGAAAGAGCUUUCGAUAAUUUGAAUUUUUUUGUUCUACUCUCACAUAAGUCAUAAGAAGAGUCGUUUCUUGAGUUCUUAGGCCUAUGAGAUUGUUCUACUCUCUCAUAGACAUAGGAAGUCUCAUAGGAAGUCUAACGACAAAGAUUUUAGAAACUCAUGAUCUAGUACUUCUAGUCCGAGUAGUGUCAUUUUCUUUCAGCUUCUACUUCUUCUAAUCUCCGUCUUCAGUGUCUCUGUUUCCUGAAGUGCGUACCCUCUAAUCCUAAGUAAACGCUUCCAACCACGACUGGUCCGAGCAGAUUUUGGAUUGCCCAUAUGAAGCUCUCGUUGGCACAACGAAUGGCAGUGGACAGAGAGCCCGACAGAAGUACCUGCAAGUCGCACUGGCAAGAGGAUUACCUUGGUGUGGUGAUUUCUUUAACGUUGAGCCGCCAUGCAAGAAAAUGCAGGACGUGGAGGCGAGAGUGGUUGGAGGGAGUCUGAAUGAGAAUUCUUCGACUUCCGCUGUGCUUUCUUGAUCCACCAAUAUUUAGGCUUCAUUUUCGUUUGUUGUACAAGUACAACAAUCCCUCCACUAAGCGGGAUGAACACAUUGUCUAGGUUUGACAAACUUCUACAUUGAUUUUGAUUCCAUUGCAGAUGGACCGCUACUGACUGCUUGAGAAUAUCACUGUGAUUAGGUACACAUAUCACCAUAGAUUCUAUGACAUAUUAGAGCCGCCGAGCAAAUAGAGAUCCUUCAAUCUUCUUUAACGAGCGCAUUUUUACUACGUAGUUGUUUCUAUACCUCAUUUCUCGUGCUAGAUUAUGAUUGGAUGGUCAGUCUUGCAAAACUGGAACUACCAAUUAUCUUAGAGAAUGCAGGGUCACAACAAGGAAGAAACACUUGACCCUUACCAUGACCAUAGAAGUUAGAUAGACAAACUCAAACUAUGGUAUGCGUGCUGGUGCUCUCUCUUCAUACAACAGGGACAAAAAAGGGUCAAAUUGCUGCACAACAUCAACAUGUAGACUCUGGCUCUCAAUAAACUCUUCUCGUCCUCUCACAUAAUGCAAACGUGGCGACAUUUUCUUUUUGCAAAUAUAGGACGAUGGCGCUUUUUCUAGUAAGAAAGAGUAAGGACGAAAGAUAUUUAGAAGAGUAAGGACGAAAGUAUUUGAGAGUUUCUUUAACUUCAAUUCCCGGAGAAGCAAAGAAAAAUUGAAGUUAAAGCUACUCUCUACUUCGCUGCAUUUUACAAGCACCCAAAAACGGUGAAUGAAAAAAGCCUGAUCGUCGAAAAAUUUUUAUCCUACAGCAGUUGUACCAGACCGGUGUUGAGGAA